Messenger RNA from Linderina pennispora, 696 nucleotides. Its product is annotated as alpha/beta-hydrolase. The transcript has a single exon. The annotation marks the transcript as partial. The record is from RefSeq and is a predicted model, not a curated record. Gene Ontology annotation, biological process: lipid metabolic process. NCBI's taxonomy places the organism in Eukaryota, Fungi, Kickxellomycota, Kickxellomycetes, Kickxellales, Kickxellaceae.
ACCUGGACCUGCCAUAUCAAUUGCCAAGCCGACGAUACAAAGGGCACUGUCGUUGAUUACCACUGGGACACUUCGACCACAUUGAACCCAAGCUACGGCUUUGUCGCUCACAAGGACGAUACCAAAGAGAUUAUCGUCAGCUGGCGCGGCAGCACAAUCCUGAUGGACUGGAUCAAGGAUUUCACCUUCUUGCCGGUUUCCUGGCCCUCCUCUGUUUCUGGCUCCAAGGUACACCAGGGCUUUUUGCAGACAUACUCCUCAGCUUCAAGCGGUAUUGAGGCAGCAGUCUCAAAGCUGGUCGCAAAACACCCUGACUACAGCAUUGUUCUUACCGGGCACUCGUUGGGUGGUGGUGAGGCGGCUAUUGCGGCAGCAGACUACGCGGCACGUCACCCGGAAUGGCUCAGCAAGCUGAAGCUGUUUACAUUCGGUGAGCCGCGGGUCGGCAACCCGGCAUUUGCUGGAUGGCUGUCGCAGCAGCCGUUCCCAAUCUACCGAACAGUUUAUAAGGGGGAUCUGGUGCCCCGUGCGCCUUUCCAGUUCAUGGGGUUCAAGCACCAUUCGCAGGAAGUCUGGUAUGACGAGAACGGCGCGCUAAAGUUCCAGGGCAGUAAUGGAGAGAGCCCCUAUGGAGAGAAUAGUCUGACGCCGCUCCAGUGGAGUGUGCUCGACCACUUGCGGUACCCUGGUCUCAGC